AUGAUCUCAAGAAUAGUUACCUCUGUCUCUAAUGCUCUCGACUUCAAUAUUGCAACGCUGUCAGGAUGCAUUGACAUUAUAGUUGUUCCCGACGAAAAUGGAUCAUUACGAUCUACUCCGUUCCAUGUGCGCUUCGGCAAGGCUAAGCUUCUGCGCUCACGCGAGAAGAUCGUCAGUGUUGCGGUGAACGGUCAGGCGACGGAUCUACAAAUGAUUUUGGGGUCUGCUGGCGAGGCCUACUUUAUGUUGAAGGAUGAGGGUCAGCUGGAUAUCGAGGCUCCUCCACCAGACCACGAGAACAGUGAGUACAACAUGUAUCAGGAGGUGCUGGUGCCUGAGGGCGAGGAGAUUUACGGAGAUGAGGAUCUGGAGAGCGUGGAGGAGACCAUGGAUCCAGCAGCGGGUGACGUUAUGGUCCGGCGAGCAUCGGACCCCAUUUUAGUCAAGCACAAUGAGCGGACUGCAUUGGAACAAGCUUCGCUCCCCGCGCCGAGUAUCAAUAUCCAGGAAUCCGGACACAAGGAAUCCGGAGAGCCAGUGGGAGUAGAGAAAGAGUCCGGGGAACCGUUAUCUGUGGAGACGGGGACUACGGGGAGUACUGCGGAUCAGGCGGUGCCGCAGGUCGUGGGGCAUUUCCAGAGUUCGAUUCAGUUGAGUCUUUGCGGUCAUUUAUUGUUGGGGAUGGCGGAGGAGGAGCAGCACGACCAAGACGUGUUCCAGGCGAACCUGUUGGACGCUAAGGCGUUUGAGCGCGACGCGACGCUGUGGUACAACCCAUCGUUAGUGUUUCGUUUCGGGAACAAGCCGCCGUACUUCCCGGCAAGAACAUCGUUGCCACUGAUUGCAUCUUGGGCGAUUUUCGGCAAGUCGUUGACGAAGGAGUCGUUUUUGACUUUGCUUCGCUCACGUUUGCGGCUGCGCGACCCGCAGGACUUGCUCGACCAACUGACUAUAAACGUAAACGAGAUCCUCCACCCCGCGGCUUUACCGGAUCCAAGUCCAGGUUCCCGGUCGCGGCGACCGAAUAGCCGAGACAAUCAGGGCGCGGAGGAGCAGCGCUACUUGCAGCACUUGUGUUACUUGUCACGGAUGUUCGACUGCUGUAUGGCACCCUCACUCGACGACCAAACUGGCGAGGAAGAGGAGACGCUCUUGGUCCAAAACGGCCAUCAAUCGGAUCCGGAAGCAUACGGCGCUACGACGCGGGUCGCGACGGCAAGGGCCGCGACUGGGCUGUCGACCUCGUCGAAGUUUUUGGGCAAGCGAAAGAUGCAACGAUACAUCAAGUGUCUGAAGCCGACGCCUGCACAGUUGGCCCAGUUGCGGUUGCAGCCGGGUGCGAAUCGGAUAACGUUCUCGGUGACGUCUGCAUUGCAGGGCUUCAAGUCGGUUUCGGCCAACCUAUAUUUGUGGCCGCGCAGUUCGCGUAUCGUUGUCAGUGACGUGGAUGGGACUAUUACCAAGUCCGACCUGUGGGGACAGCUCAUGCCCAUCGUGGGUAAGGACUGGAGCCACCCGGGAGUCGCCGAGCUCUUUACGAACAUUACUAAACACAAUUACCGUAUUGUGUACCUCACAGCACGUGCUAUCGGUCAGGCAGACAGCACACGAGAUUAUCUUUUCGGCCUCACUCAGAACGAAAAGAAGCUGCCCGAUGGACCUCUUAUUCUCUCCCCCGAUCGCCUCUUCCCUUCCUUCAAACGCGAGGUCAUCGACCGGAAACCCUUCGUCUUCAAGAUCGCCGCCCUUCGCGACCUCCGCUCCCUAUUCCCCCACUAUUACAACCCUUACUAUGCCGGCUUCGGCAACCGUGACACGGACCAUCGUGCCUACGUGCACGUCGGAGUUCCUGAGGCACGCAUAUUCAUCAUAGACCCCACCGGCCACGUACACCACGUCAACCGAACCUUCGCCAAAACGUACAAGUCCAUGUCCACGAUGGCUAACGAUAUGUUCCCGCCGCUCAAACAGAAGGCGGUGGCGGUGCAUGCGGAUGACGAGUACAACGAUGUGAACUACUGGGGACAGAAGCCCGAUCUCAGUCUCUGUCCGGCGGCCGAGGUUGUGGUGGCGUCGGCUGGGCCUGCGACAAGUUCAAAGACGAACACCCCGCUCCUGGCCAAGGUCCCGCACGCCCCGGACGCGACCUUGUCGCCCACACCGGAAAGCAAGUACCGGAGCCUAAACUUGCGUACAAGGGGUCUGCCUGUUCAGUGCGACGUCUUCCGAGAUAAUACGCCGCACGCGAACUCGUUGUCGCCGGCGAUGCCGUGCAUUUCGAUCGAGUUGGCGCCACUGGCACCAGAGCCAAUGCGGCAUUCGCAGUCGACGCCAUGUUUGAUAUCAUUGACGACGCUGGAGUUUGACGACGCAGUUUCUCGGCCUCAGUCGCAUGACGCGAGUCGGCGACACUCGACUGCUGGCGAGGGGCUCGGGUUUGGUCGGAGUUGCGAAAGUGAGAGCGAGAGCGAGGAAAGUGGGGACAGCGAGAACGAGUGCCUGUUGAUCCCGCGAAAGGACGUGCGUUACAUCUUCCGGAAGGAGGAGGAGAGUAGUGUUGCGGAGGACUUUGGACGUGCGCGCAGUGAAGUACCCUGGGAGGGGCGCGGGGAGUCAUGGACGAUGCGUGGAAAACGAAGCAGGGUGACUUAG
Messenger RNA from Gregarina niphandrodes, 2652 nucleotides. RefSeq names its product LNS2 (lipin/Ned1/Smp2) protein. NCBI's taxonomy places the organism in Eukaryota, Apicomplexa, Conoidasida, Eugregarinorida, Gregarinidae. Bases 1 to 2652 code for a protein of 883 amino acids. The transcript is spliced from 5 exons. The record is from RefSeq and is a predicted model, not a curated record. Gene Ontology annotation, molecular function: phosphatidate phosphatase activity.